CCUUCCCCGGCGGGGCUCAUCCCCGCGUUUACACAGGGGUAACCGCCGUGGGACGCUGCUUCUUGAGCCUCCGCGCCCUGCUAGCGAGCAAGGGCGCGUCUCCUUUCGGUUUUAGUCGCUGCUUGCCUUCAGAAAGCUCUGGAAAUCCCAGCCAGCCGAGCCCGGCUCCCUGAGGGAGGAGCCUCAGCGCUGGAUGUAAGCGAGGUGUUUCUUCUUUACCGCCGGUCAAUUGCCGUCAGUUUUAGGAGCCAACACCUGGAGAUGCUGAAGAGUUACCCGGGUUCCUGAGGAACCGUGGUGCGGGGAUUAAACUGCCUUUAUCUCCGGAGCUGAGGGGAAUCGCCUUGUCUUCUCCAAGGCCGGUCACUUUGUCCUUCCUCUGCUGUUGCCAAUGUAGUGAAACAGCAGGAUUAUUAAUAGAGAAAUAUGGCAUCCUCAGACCUGGAAGAUUUGUGCUUUCACAUCAACACGAAGAUUUCAACUAUUAAAAAGACUCUUCAAUUAAGAAACAUAGGUCAAGAGCCAUCCCUCAAGUCUAUGCUGAGUAAAAUAGGGCAGGAGAUGGUUCUCCUGCAUGAUCUCCUGAAUAAAAUGGAAACUGAGGUUCAACAGCAGGAAAAACUGAAGGCUUUGCUAAAAGAGCUCCAGAAGUCUGCUGAGAGAGAGCAAAGUGAAGCACAGCACCUCCGUGAAAACAUCCCUCCCCAUCUGCCCAAACCCACCCAGAGCAGGAAAGAUGGUGAUUUGUAUUCAUCCAGCCUAAGAGAUGGGUUGGAACUCAGCAUCACUGGGCUAACUGGGAAGUGUGAAGAACAAGGAAAAGCUGGGGAACCUGAACGUGCAAAGAAACCUACAAAAGAGCAAAGACCUAUUAAAGAAGUAGCCUUAAUAACUGCAGAAGAAUUUGAAAGUGUUCCUGCGUACAUGAAGGGUCGUUUAACCUAUGAUCAGAUUAAUGCAGUUGUGCAAGAGAUGAACAAGGCUGUGGUGGGCAAGUACAAGAUCCUGCAUCAACCUUUGAAGUCUAUGAGUGCACCAGUCAGAAAUCUCUACCACAGGUUUAUAGAAGAAGAAACCAAGGAUACAAAAGGUGGGUUCUUCAUCGUGGAGGCAGAUAUCAAGGAGUUCACCCAGCUGAAAGCCGACAAGCGCUUCCACAGCAUCCUCAACAUCCUGCGCCACUGCCAGCGAGUGAGGGAGGUCCGGGGGUCCCGCCUCGUCCGCUACGUCAUCUGCUGACCACCUGCCCACCUGCCCCUCACCCAAGAUAAGAGGACACAAGUAUUUUGAGAUGUAGAGAGAUGUUGUUUGGUUGGUUGGUUUGGUUUUUUUUGCAGUGUUUCUGUCUCCGGGGCGUUCCUACCUGCCUAAAAAGGCAGCAGUGAGGACCAAGGGGUGUUUUUCUGCCGUCUACCCUACAUGAGGAGUGGCAAUAUCAAGUGGCCUUGAAGUCUUGGAGUUUUGUUGGGAAAACUUGAGAGGGAUGACUUGCCUUUUUGGUGAAUUACAACUGCAGUUGGCAUACCUGUGGACACAGGCAGUUGGAAUCACAUUUUCAGGUCAGCACUUGAAAUGUUAACUUCUCUGCACGUUAAUAAUGAGCCUUUUGUGUUUAUGAGUUGGAGACUCUGUUUAAGACUCUGUAGCUACUCACAGGGAGGAUUAGAUUCUUUGCUUUUUUUUAAUCCAUCAAACCCAUUUCCAGAUUUCCUUUUCUUCAUCUUUUUCUUCUUAUCCUAAUUGUAUGGUUUGGAGUUUCCUGCCUGGCCUGAACAGGAAGAUCUGAGGUGGUUUAAACAUUUCCAGACUGCUGCUGGGUAGUUUUUUUAGCCAUGUGGCUUCCAUACUUCCACCAGGCAGCCAGAUUUUAUUUUUUUUCCCCCUCAGAUCAAUUCAUUAGACUGAAACAAUAGAGCAGUAGGUUUUGUAAAGUGAAAAUGUUGACUUUCACUUGGAAAAUGCUGGUCAAACUUGUCACAGUUUAUUACAGGAGAUUUGGUUUCAAAGAACCUAUCAGUGUAGUAAGUUCCAGAGUAGAAUCCUUGUGAUAAAUACCAACUCUGUGAGUUAUCAAAGCUGUUUUGAUAAAAGCUGUGGUCUUGUUUUUCCAUGAGCCUGUAUCUGCUGUUAUCCUAAUAUCUAAUCUGAAUAUCCCUUCUUGUACCCUCUUUGUGUUCAGAUGACAAUUUAAUGAGCAAAAGACCCUGAAUGAACUUUGACAUUUCUCAAUAAAGAGAUUCUGGUAAUCUG
This is a messenger RNA of Apus apus (common swift), 2250 nucleotides long. It is a transcript of the gene SKA1, whose product is annotated as spindle and kinetochore associated complex subunit 1. The transcript has 8 exons. Gene Ontology annotation, molecular function: microtubule binding. The record is from RefSeq and is a predicted model, not a curated record. Gene Ontology annotation, biological process: chromosome segregation; mitotic cell cycle; cell division. Lineage: Eukaryota; Metazoa; Chordata; Aves; Apodiformes; Apodidae. Gene Ontology annotation, cellular component: spindle microtubule; outer kinetochore; mitotic spindle. Bases 427 to 1239 code for a protein of 270 amino acids.